Messenger RNA from Rhopilema esculentum, 3007 nucleotides. RefSeq lists its product as uncharacterized. Gene Ontology annotation, molecular function: metalloendopeptidase activity; zinc ion binding. NCBI's taxonomy places the organism in Eukaryota, Metazoa, Cnidaria, Scyphozoa, Rhizostomeae, Rhizostomatidae. Gene Ontology annotation, biological process: molting cycle, collagen and cuticulin-based cuticle; proteolysis. The record is from RefSeq and is a predicted model, not a curated record.
AUGUUCGGUUCCAUUAAAGUCUCGAGGCACAGUUUGGUGUUGCUAAUGUUCUUGGUGCUUCUGCGGAACCACUGCUUUGAAUGCAAGCAUUUGCAUGAAGAUGAUAGCAACGACGAAAAUAAAGAUGUUGAAAGUACUCUUGAUGAAAUCGAUGCUACCGAGAAAGUAGGCUAUGAUGUGGUUGAAGAGGAAGAUGGAUCAAAAAGCAAAGACCCAGAGGAAAACCCAGAUUCAUGGCUGCCUCCAAAGACAGCGAUAGCAGAAGAGAUCGACGAGAUCAAUAAAAUUGAAGGGGCCAAAGGCCUAACUGAUGGUGAUAUUCUGCCACCAACGACUGUGAAUGCGGCUGCAGAUAGAAACGAAAACGAGAAACGAAAUGCAGUGCGCAACAGAGGCCAAAUAUGGAGGACGCGUGUCAUUCCAUACCACAUUGAUCGCUCGAUAACAUCAUAUGUUCGAAGGAAAAUUACGCAGGCUAUAAAGGAAUUUGAGAAAAAGACUUGCCUCCGUUUCAAGAGAGUCUCAACGUCCACUCGUGAACAUUAUAUUAAAUUCUUCCGAGGAAGAGGGUGCUAUUCAUCGGUGGGUAAGACGAGAAGACGAUUUCAACUUGUAUCAAUUGGGUAUAGAUGUGGAAGAUACGGCACCAUUAUUCACGAGAUUAUGCAUGCUCUUGGGUUUUACCAUGAGCACAGUCGUUAUGAUAGGGACAAGUAUAUCAAAAUUCAGUUCUCGAACAUUUUGCCGGGUACAGAUCUCAACUUCAAGAAAAACCGAAUUCAAGACAUGACUACUCUUGGUCUGCCGUAUGACUACGAUGGAGUGAUGCAUUAUGGAGCCUUUGCAUUCACAAAGAAUUUCAGGAGUCCCACGAUCAUUAAGCUAGGAAAGGGUGGGCAUAUAGGACAAAGAAGAGGCUUCAGCAAAACUGAUCUGCUACAGAUCAAUGCACUGUAUGAUUGCAAAACAAGCAGCGCAUAUAAUGACUUGAGCAGCUGGUCGAACUGGAGUCCUUGCAUUGAUUAUGGCUUAGGAAGAAGGGAGUAUAGCCAACGAUUCUGUUUCAGAGAGAAUCGCAGACGUUGUCCAGGUGCAGGUAGAUACGGGACGCAAAGAAGAUCUAGGUCUUGCACCUCUGAUGACGUCAUUACACUGUCUAGGGAAGAGGCCGAGGAAGCAGAGGAAGCUUCAGCAGACGAUGAUGUCCCUGCAUCAACUGACGGGUCAGCAACCAAGGAGGUCGAGAAGUAUCAAGUAGAAGAUGAGGAGAAUCCAGAAGAAGUAAAAAAAGAAUCAACGGUUGAUGAUCCUUCAAAAUCUGACCCAAAGGAAGUUAGCGACGACAUCUCAAAAUCUGACCCAAAGAAAGUUAGCAAAGAUACCGCUCCUGUGGCUGAAGAGGAAGAUGAAUCCAAAAGCAAAGACCCAGAGGAAAACCCAGAUUCAUGGCUGCCUCCAAAGACAGCGAUAGCAGAAGAGAUCGACGAGAUCAAUAAAAUUGAAGGGGCCAAAGGCCUAACUGAUGGUGAUAUUCUGCCACCAACAACUGUGAAUGCGGCUGCAGAUAGAAACGAAAACGAGAAACGAAAUGCAGUGCGCAACAGAGGCCAAAUAUGGAGGACGCGUGUCAUUCCAUACCACAUUGAUCGCUCGAUACCAUCAUAUGUUCGAAGGAAAAUUACGCAGGCUAUAAAGGAAUUUGAGAAAAAGACUUGCCUCCGUUUCAAGGGAGUCUCAACGUACACUCGUGAACAUUAUAUUAAAUUCUUCCGAGGAAGAGGGUGCUAUUCAUCGGUGGGUAAGACGAGAGGACGAUAUCAACCUGUAUCAAUUGGGUAUAGAUGUGGAAGAUACGGCACCAUUAUUCACGAGAUUAUGCAUGCUCUUGGGUUUUACCAUGAGCACAGUCGUUAUGAUAGGGACAAGUAUAUCAAAAUUCAGUUCUCGAACAUUUUGCCGGGUACAGAUCUCAACUUCAAGAAAAACCGAAUUCAAGACAUGACUACUCUUGGUCUGCCGUAUGACUACGAUGGAGUGAUGCAUUAUGGAGCCUACGCAUUCACAAAGAAUUUCAGGAGUCCCACGAUUAUUAAGCUAGGAAAGGGUGGGCAUAUAGGACAAAGAAGAGGCUUCAGCAAAACUGAUCUGCUACAGAUCAAUGCACUGUAUGAUUGCAAAACAAGCAGCGCUUAUAAUGACUGGAGCAGCUGGUCGAACUGGAGUCCUUGCAUUGAUUAUGGCUUAGGAAGAAAGGAGUAUAGCCAACGAUUCUGUUUCAGAGAGAAUCGCAAACUUUGUCCAGGUGCAGGUAGAUACGGGACGCAAAGAAGAUCUAGGUCUUGCACCUCUGAUGACGUCAUUACAUUGUCUAGGGAAGAGGCCGAGGAGGCAGAGGAAGCUUCAGCAGACGAUGAUGUCCCUGCAUCAACUGACGGGUCAGCAACCAAGGAGGUCGAGGAAUAUCAAAUAGAAGUUGAGAAGGAUUCAUAAGAAGUCGAAAAAGAAUCAACUGGUCGUUUGAAAUAAAGAUUAGCCUUUCAUCGUUCUUUGCAUUGAUUAUUUUAACGUUCUUGUAUUCUGAUUGGAUGGAUGAUAUCAAAGAAUGAUGAACCUAAGAAUUUGUUGGCGGUCCAAAUUUAACUUGAACCCUUUUGUAACCUGACCAAUCAUAGUCUUUUAUUUCCAAUCGGGUGAACGAAAAUAACAAUGAUUCGUUAGCAAAUUUGAAAUCUUUCAUUGACCAUAUCUCACCCGAGUAUAGACAUAUUUGACUGAACUUGCAUCAUUGGAAGUAUUACAUGAUGUUCUUUUAUGCUAUGUAUGUGGUUAAGAUUCUAAAAAUAGCUUUUUGUGACGUCACACUUAAGAACUCUAUCUCUCUUUGUUAACCCUAAUGUGUAUUAACCCAAGCGUAUAGUAAUUGCUUAUUGUUUUGCGUUAUUAGCUUAUGUUUAUAACCACAUGCUAGAGGUCUCUAAUAGCUUUUGAUUAACAGAGUUCGCUGAAA